AUGUUUCUAUCUCCAAUCGAAGCUGUUCCUGAAGCGCCUCUCACGUCCGAUGAUAUCCUUGCAUCGCUGAACAAAAGGAAUAUACUCGGAUAUGCACCAAACAUUGCCCCUUACAGUUCUGUUAUGACAAAAGCUGCUGCGAAUUUAAGAGUUGAAAUAAUGAGCGCGUCGACAGAAGACGAUUUGAACAAUUUGCUAUACAAUCUCUCCAGGGGCACGCCCAUCGAUAAUCCCGAGAAUAAUAUAUGGAAGUAUAGUCUCAGAAGCACAGAGCGUGCGCGAUAUGUAACAGAAGCAGAGUAUUCUUCCCACAAUCCACACUUGCGGAGUGGCGUCCUGGCUGUGCAGCUGGCUGUCAGCCAGGCUAUCUUAGCCCACACGACCGGGGGCGCGGCACAAUUUGAGUUGAGCUUGGCCUCGAUGCCCAUAUCGCCGUUGAUGCAACAGGAACGCGUCAGAAGAGUGAUAUCUGCCAUACUAAUGUGCUUCACACUGGCGUUGCUUCCGCCUGUAUUGGAGACUGAGUCUCUGGUAGUUUCGGAAACGAUAAGCAGAUUUAAACGAUCGCUUUGUAUACGCGGCGUGGAUUAUUCUUCAAUGUACACUGGCUGGCUUAUAUACGCGUAUUUGACUGCUUUACCCACCUGCCUGCUGGCUAGCAUUACUCUGAUUCUAAUCUUCCGCUGGAUCCACCUUCUCUUCGCCUUGAUCCUCGUGCUAGCGUACGUUUCCGUCAUGAUCAUGCUCGCUCUGAUCAUGGCGAUGUUUCAUAAUGAACAACCGCCUACAGCUAGAGAACGAGGAAAGUUACAAGAAGUGGACGAGUUAGUCGCUAAAGCUAUUAGUAUGAGAAAUGUGACAAAGAGCAUAAUGGGCGGUACAAUUCUAAAGAGUAUAACUUUGGACGUAUAUCGAUGUGAAUUUACAAUGUUAUAUUAUGAGCAUAUUCAGGCUAAGAUGCUUACUACGAUAGAAGAUCUGUUGACAGGUCUAACAUAUCCUGAUGAAGGAUCUUUAAAUGUAUUAGGACGGGAAAUAGAGCCAGGGGUCAGUUUUAUGUCGAUACCGUAUAUGCUUGGCUACUGUCACCGCAACGGCUGCCUCAUAGACGACCUUACCGUGCAAGAAAUUCUUACAGUUUACUGUUUUAUUUGUUUAUGGAACGAAUCCUCUGAUUACGUCACGGAGUACACUCAUAUUCGUUUGACACGACUCCUGCCUGAAUGUGACUUGGAAGGUGUAAGACAUGAGUAUAUACGAAACUUGGGCAUUUACUACAAAGCACAGCUUUGUUGGGCAAUCGCCAUGUUAAUAGAGCCUAGACUAUAUAAAAAGUAUAUAACUAUUGUUAAAUUGUGCUUCACAAGUAUUUCGCUGGAAUACGCGGACCGAGUGUUCAUUUUCGACAAUAAGAUACUUGUUUUUGGCGGCACUCCGGCUUUUAUGUUUUCCAAAUAUGGUCGAGAUUACAGAGUCCGUGUUACAUUCAGAAGCGGAAGCCAAUCUAAUGAAUUGAAUGUAAAUGAAAUGUUGCGCAGAACUUCUGAGGCGGGAGCGACGAUUAGAGCCCAUUUAGGUUCUUUACUCAUAUUACGACUACCAGCAAACCCCACUGCCAAAGUCGCAGAGCUGGUGAAGGAACUUACAGAGAAUUCUAGAAAAUACGGUAUUAUAUCUAUGAAUAUUAGUAUACCAGACACCGAAGAGAUAAUUUCAGCUUUAGUAACUGGGAUUUUCAUUGGUCUUUCUUUGGCUACGGUAUUGGGUGAGAUGGAGAUAGAUAGAAAUACAAAGACAAUUUUCCAUGGCGAGUUAUUAACUGUGGAGGCUUUAGAACAAAAAACAAAUUUAAUAUUGCGAUGUGAUAAUUCCAGUGCCGCCAGAUCGAUAGCCAAUGCUUAUGUUUUUUCUGAAAGAAACGCAACUGAGAAGGAAGUUGGUAAUAUACAAUAUACAGCACUGUUAUAUCCGGAGAGUUUGACUGAAUACCUCGUAACUCGCGCCAUCGAUUCACCCCAGCAAUACGUUUUCAUGUUUGCUUACGGACUGGACAUUUCUAUGAAAAAUAAUACGGUCAAUCUACAAGUGCUCUACAGUCCCCUGCACGUCGACCGCGGGGCGGCGGCGAGAUCUUUAGCACGAGCAUUCAUGGCAUUGAUGCGGCACUACUCCUUGCUGUUGGAUUCAUCCAUUCAAGUGACGGAUGAUCCGCUUGCAUUGGACCUAACCACCUGGUUGAAGACUGCCUCAGCACCGCCAAUAUUUAUUCAGUUUUUACUUAUUCUUACAAUAUCACAUAUUACUCUAAUACCUUCUAAGGAAAGUGGAUUUGUAAGGCACAUGCAGACUCAUGCAAUGGAUUUCUCUCCAGCACGCUAUUGGUUUAAUUUAUUCCUAUGCGAUUUUAUACUAUAUUGCAUCUUAGUAGCGCUUAUGUCCGCCGCAAUGCUUGUGAUAAUGGUGCUGGUAGCGCCUAUGACUUUCUAUUACAGCGAUUUGGUAGUUAUCCCGAUAAUAUUAACAGUGUAUGGAAUAGGCUGCAUCCCACAAGCAUAUCUAUUCAGUCUAGGAUCACGCGUUGCACUCAAUAUGAUGACUUUUGUUAUAUUUAACAUAGUAUUUGGUGAAACUACAGUCAUAGCAAAACUACUGUAUGGCAACGCAUUGAGCUAUGCUCUCAACUUCAUGUCCUUGUCUCCUCAAUUCAACAUGGCUUAUGCUUUCGUUAAGAUCAAGAAGAUUUUUCUUUAUAAUAGCGAAUGUAUAGUUUUCCAUCGGAAAAACCUUUGUUCCUCCAAAACUUUGCAUAAAUGCUGUCCUAAAUGUGGUGUUCUACAACAAUGCUUCUCUCGAAAGUUUUACUUAUCUGAGAACAGUGGUGUACUUAUGGAAAUAAUUGCUACAUUGUGUACUGCAAUGGUUUACUCGGUAAUACUGUUACUGUGGGAGUACAAAUACAUACAAAGGUCUUGGAAAUUCGUGAUGUCCAAAUGGAUCUAUCCAAACAAACUCUCGCACGAGGCAGACGGCGAAGGAGUCAGGCAAGAAAUGGAAGACGCAUUGCAUAAACAUAUGAAUCUAAAGAAAAAUCAAAAAAAUAAAAUAGACACUUUCGGCGAGCGUCUUCUCGCGUGUAACGUAUCGCAAAGACGAUUUGGAAAGAACUUUAUUCAUAACAUCUACUUGGGGUUAGGUAAAGGAGAGGCUCUGGCGAUUUCAGGCCUUUUAGAACAUGGCAGGCUCAGAUUAUGUCAGAUUUUAGCCGGUUAUAUAUUACCGAGUGAAGGAGACCUGUGGUGCGUAUCGAAAUGGACACUAAAUAGAAAUCCUCAUAAGUACGCGAGUCAAGUAACAUUUAGCUGUAGCGAUGAUCCCCUCCCGCAAUGGAUGACUGUUUACCGCGCGCUGGAAAUGAUAGCGACUCUACGAGGAGUUCCUCAAACGUAUUUAGAUCAAGAAGUCAUGGAUUAUGUCGAUGCUCUAGAACUUCACCAAGAAGUUGGCACUCUUAUACUCGAUCUAUCAGCAAAUGAACGCGCUCGAUUACAUUUCGCUGCCGCCGUCGUCGGAGCUCCGCCUAUUGUGAUUCUCGAAGAAUGUACCGCGUACCAAAAGUACUCAGUUCGAAGAGCUAUGUAUUGUAUCUUGUAUAAUUUGAGAAAACGUGGUCAUGCAGUCAUCAUGAGCUCCAGCAGUGUUGAAAGUCACCUGCCAGUAACAAACCGUUUAGCUAUUCUUGUGGACGGUCGCAUCUAUGAUAUUGAUCAAGUAGACAACCUUGUGGAGCACUAUAGCGAAAAAGGAUACACAGUAGUUCUCAAUCUGAAAGAUGAAAUUAACAUUCAAUCUAUAUUUUUAACGUAUUUCAAGAAUAUUGUCCUAAAUGAUAUCUCUGGGGCUCUAGUAAAUGUGCAAGUAUUAGACACAGAUUUAGACUGGGCUAGCAUUUUCAACAAAAUGGAGAAACUUAAAGCUGAAAACAAGCAAGUCGACUCUUACAUCGUAUCAGCUAUACCCAUAGAUUACAUUUACAAUUCAAUUUUAAGCCACGAGAGCGGUAGAAAAUAUGUCGAACCACAAAAAUCUUGUUGCUACAACUACCUUUUUUCUCAAAAACCAAAGAUUAAUCCAAAGCAACAAACGUUGGAAAAACUACUGCCUUUCGAAAAGAGGUUUAAUGUUAUAAAGCUAAAAGAAUUACCUUGGUCUGUCAUAUUUAACAAA
Messenger RNA from Brenthis ino (lesser marbled fritillary), 4224 nucleotides. The record is from the annotation of a GenBank genome assembly. Lineage: Eukaryota; Metazoa; Arthropoda; Insecta; Lepidoptera; Nymphalidae.